Quercus robur (English oak) is the source of this 2104-nucleotide messenger RNA. RefSeq names its product NAD(H) kinase 1. The coding region runs from base 16 to 1746 and encodes 576 amino acids. Gene Ontology annotation, biological process: NAD+ metabolic process; NADP+ biosynthetic process. The transcript has 12 exons. Gene Ontology annotation, molecular function: NAD+ kinase activity. Lineage: Eukaryota; Viridiplantae; Streptophyta; Magnoliopsida; Fagales; Fagaceae. The record is from RefSeq and is a predicted model, not a curated record.
GUUUAUAAUAUAAAAAUGGUUUGGGUUUGGAGUAGUUGGUUGACUCUUGCACAUGAUGUGGGCUGUAUCAGUUUUCUCAUCUCUCAUCUCACAUCUCAACAAACUCGAACACACAACACAGACACUAGAGAGUCAUCCCCACUCGCUUUGACUCGUCGCCACGCUUACUUUUAUAAACAACCAAGCCUCAGCUCAGCCAUGUCUCCCAGCAAGCUUGAUUCCAUUGGAGAGGCAAGUAUAUCGUGUUCACAGCAAGAGAAUGGUUUUAUCAAUUCAUUCUCUCUCUUCUCAGAGAAGGCAGUUGAUGAACUUCUUCAACCUCCAGUUCAGGGGACUGAUGAGCACCUUAUAGAGUUCUCAGAAGCUAUGAGAACUGUUGCAAAGGCUUUGAGACGAGCUGCUGAAGGAAAGGCUUCUGCUCAAGCUGAGGCAGCUGAAUGGAGGCGUAAAUAUGAACUAGAGAGAGCACGGAAUCUGCAGCUGGAGCCUAAAGAGCAGUUACCUGGGCAGCAUGGUGAUGAGGCAAUAAUAGAAAACUUGAUUAACCAAAAUAAUAAAGCUAAUGGGAAAUUCUUGACUUGUUGUGGGAGGAAUGGAAUUUGCUCCCAUGAGGUUCUUCGAGAUGGGGAACCUGGUUCCGAUUCCAAGAUGGUUAGGAAGGCUUCAUUUAAACUUUCAUGGCGCUGCAAAGGUGAGCAAAGUGAUCAGCACAAACAUGACAUUGUGUCUUUUGAAAGAGGGAAUAUCACCACUGCAGAGCGCAGCAGUAAGCAGAUCUCUUUGAAGUGGGAAUCACGCCCGCAGACUGUGCUUGUUAUGACCAAACCAAAUUCGAUCUCUGUUCAAAUUCUGUGUGCAGAAAUGGUCAGAUGGUUGAGAGAGCAGAAAAAUAUGGACAUAUAUGUUGAGCCACGCGUGCGAGUGGAACUUCUAACAGAGUCAUCUUACUUCAACUUCGUACAAACUUGGAAAGACGACAAGGAAGUUUUGCUCCUGCAUACAAAAGUUGACCUUGUAGUAACUCUUGGUGGGGAUGGAACGGUCCUUUGGGCAGCAUCCAUGUUCAAAGGACCGGUUCCUCCUGUUGUCCCAUUUUCUUUAGGGUCUCUUGGCUUUAUGACCCCUUUUCACACUGAAAAUUACAGAGAAUGCCUCAACCAAGUCUUAAAGGGUCCCAUUAGUAUCACAUUACGACACCGUUUGCAGUGCCAUGUUAUUAGGGAUGCAGCUAAAAAUGAGUAUGAAACUGAAGAACCAAUACUUGUUCUGAACGAGGUUACAAUUGAUCGAGGAAUAUCAUCCUACCUCACAAAUUUAGAAUGCUAUUGUGACAACUCCUUUGUCACUAGUGUGCAAGGGGAUGGGUUAAUUUUAUCAACAACAUCUGGGAGUACUGCAUAUUCGUUGGCAGCUGGGGGAUCAAUGGUCCAUCCACAGGUCCCUGGUAUCCUAUUUACACCAAUUUGUCCACAUUCCUUGUCCUUUCGGCCUCUUAUAUUGCCUGAGCAUGUGACAUUGCGCGUACAAGUACCUUUCAAUAGUAGAGGUCAUGCAUGGGCUUCAUUUGAUGGCAAGGACAGGAAGCAACUAGCAGCAGGAGAUGCUCUUGUAUGCAGCAUGGCCCCUUGGCCUGUGCCUACAGCAUGUCAGGUUGAUUCCACUGGUGACUUCUUGCGAAGCAUUCAUGAGGGCCUCCACUGGAAUCUAAGAAAGACUCAGUCUUUUGAUGGUCCUAGAGAAUCAUAAAUUUCUUUUUCUUAAUAAUUUUUACAGAUAAAAGAAGCUAUUAUAGUUGGUAUAUCUAUUUAUUUUCAGAAAAUCACUGCUUAAGAGUAACCUUAGGAGGGGCCUAGUGGGGGAAGCUAAUGUAGUUCUUUUUCUUAUCUCCCCCUUAAUUGUUUUUACUUCAAUAUGAAUAGGGCUCCCUGAUGUAUAUUAUGGAAUGAGAGAUGAACGUUUACCGAUAAUGAUGAUGACGAAGAAUAGGCCUUAGAAUGUUUCUUAUAAGAUCAAUAUUUUAAUUUUCAAAGAAAUUUGUGAAACUAUAAUUAUGUAUGAAAUGAAUACAUACAAGAAAAUAAAAUUGUUAAGUGUUUAUACUUGC